Molecule: messenger RNA, 2148 nt
Organism: Dermacentor silvarum
Lineage: Eukaryota; Metazoa; Arthropoda; Arachnida; Ixodida; Ixodidae
Product: lysosomal acid glucosylceramidase-like
Exons: 11
Coding region: 425-2062 (545 amino acids)
Biological process (GO): glucosylceramide catabolic process
Molecular function (GO): glucosylceramidase activity
Source: RefSeq, a predicted model, not a curated record
CGUGUAUGUCCAGGCUUCUGCAGGGCAAGAAUGUUUUUUGCUCUGCUGUAACGACGACGCUCUGCAAGCGCAGUGCGGAGUGAGCGCCGUUUCACAAUUGUCUGCGGCUACCAGUGUUCACAGAAAACUCGCUGCGCUAGUCGCAAGAUCUCGCCAGCCGUCAUACAUUGUUUCUUCAGUCUUCGUGUGGUUAAAGGCGUAAAGUGACUACAAUGCAAUGUUUAGCUCUACCUCUGCUGACAAAGGAGGAACAAAGGCAACUUGGCGACGAGGAUACGGUUUUUUGGCGUGUCCGCGCUGUAGUAGGGUUCGUCCAGCACCACCAUCUCGUUUAUUUAAUGACCUGAAGCCUAUGGCAAGAACAACAUAAAGGACGAAUUCAUAUACUCUGGGCACUGAAAGUACCUUUCGAGAACCAGGAGCAAUGCUGAAGAAUUUAUUGCUGGCCGUAGCCACACUUGGAGCUCUCAUGUCUGCCGCAGCCCCCAAGUGCUGGCCGAGGGACUAUGGCUUUGGCAGCCCUGUGUGUGUGUGCAGCAUGACGUACUGCGACUUCAUUGGUGACAUCGGAGCCCUUCCACGAAGAGCAGCGGUUGCCUUUGAGAGCUCCAAGGCUGGCCUCCGAUUCGCUAAAACGGUCUUGUUCAUCAAAACAACAGAUCCACCAGGCAAGAACACGUUGGUACUUGUUAUCAACCCUGCAAAAACUUACCAAGAAAUCUUCGGCUUCGGAGGAGCCUUCACAGACGCCGCUGGGUUAAACUUGAGAAGUCUCCCGACCAAACUGCAAAACGCUCUUAUAAUGUCCUACUACUCCGGACAAGGCAUUGAAUACAGCAUUGGCAGGAUUCCGAUCGGCAGUAAUCACUUCUCUGUGCGCAAGUACUCGUACGACGACUCCCCGGGAGACAUGGACCUGAAAAACUUCACCCUCGCGGAGGAAGACUUCGAGCUAAAGAUCCCGUACCUCAGAACAGCAAUGUACGUGUCACGACAGCCCCUAUGGUUUUUCGGAAGCUCUUGGAGCAGCCCCGCCUGGAUGAAGUCCACCAAGAAGAUGGUGGGACGAGGCCAUAUCAUUGGAAUUCCAGGUGGUCCCUUCUACAAGACCUGGGCAAAGUACUAUGUCAGGUUCUUGCAGGAGUACGAGAAACGAGGCGUUCCCAUCUGGGGUUUGACGGCGCAGAACGAGCCUUCGUCGGGCAUGCUACUCCACCAUUCUUGGCAGGCCCUGGGCUUCACACCACAGACUGAAAGAGACUUCAUCAAACUCGAUCUGGGGCCUGCGUUGGCCGAGGCAGGUUACGGUGCGGGCAAGCUGAAACUCAUGAUGUUCGACGACACUCGCCUCGGAAUUCGACUGUGGGCAAGAACGGUUUUGGGCGAUCCUGAGGCAGCCAAGUACGUGCACGGAGUGGCUGUUCACGGGUACAGGGACGGGUUAGCCGGCCCUGGUGUGUUGGACAAGGUCCACGAGAACUUCCCGGACAAGUUUAUCCUGCCCACCGAGGCCUGCUCUGGCUACAACAGGAAGACGGGACAUGGCGUCAAGCUGGGCAGCUGGGAACGCGCUGAAGAGUACGCUGCCGACAUACUUCAGAACCUCAACCACUGGGCUAGUGGUUGGACGGACUGGAACCUGGCCUUAGAUACAGAAGGAGGCCCCAAUUGGGCUAAAUACUUCGUUGACUCGCCCAUCAUCGUGAACGCCACAGCUGAGGAGUUCUACAAGCAGCCACUGUACUACGUUCUAGGCCACUUUAGUAAAUUCAUCCCAAGAGGCAGUGUCAAAGUGGACGCGCGCAUGAAGGAAGGUUCAGAAAAGCUCCAGUACGCAGCCUUCAUGACGCCAGCAUCUACAAUCGUUGUGAUCAUCCUCAACAAGGGUGACGAACCUGUCAAGAUCAGAAUCAACGACGUGCUUGGCAUUGCCAGCAUCCAGUACACCAUCUACGAAAGGUCGAUAACAACGUUUAUAUGGGAAAACGAGAAGCAGGCAAAAGAUCAGUCUAAUCUCCAACGAAACUUCCAAAUAAACAAGACAAUAGGACAGUUUUUAUAGUUACAGCAGAAAUCUUCUUUAAUAGUGACCAUCACCAUCGCGACAUAAAUAAAUCCGACUGCACUAGCGUGUAGUCGGAUCCUACA